Molecule: messenger RNA, 1161 nt
Organism: Hyaloperonospora brassicae
Lineage: Eukaryota; Oomycota; Peronosporomycetes; Peronosporales; Peronosporaceae
Source: the annotation of a GenBank genome assembly
AUGGGCAACGGCGUGUCGAGUGAGAUGGCGAUCUUUGCCGACGGUGAGAUGGAGGCCGAGCUCCAGCGACUCGGCGGCACGGGCGACGCCAGCGUCAAGCAGCUGCUGGGCCAGGGCUACCGCGACGUGGUGCAGCUCCUGAUCCGCCCGCACCGGGCGCUGUACGACGUCCAGGAACUCGGCCCCGCGCGCUUCCACGUCGCACUGCGCACGACGGACAGUGAAAGCGCACAGCCGAACGGCCGCACCGCAAUGGAGACGAGGCGUCGGGACUUUGCGGUCGUGAACGAGCGCGGGCUGCGCGUGCGCUGCUCGCACUGGCAGCUCUUCCCGUGCGGACCUCAGCGCGCGACUGGCGCUACGAGCAGCAGCACGAGGGCGUCGCCGGCUGUCACGUCGUGUCUCGUCUACUUGCACUCGAACAUUGGCUCGCGGCAGGACGCGCUGCGGGUUCGAGACGCGGCGCUCGAGUACGGCUUCUCGGUGUUGGCUUUUGACUGCUGCGGCUCGGGCCUCUCGGACGGCGUGUACGUGACCAUGGGCUGGAACGAAGCGACGGACCUCGUGGCAGUGCUCGAGAGCGUCGAGCGCGACGCGUCGGUCUCGGACGUCUGUCUCUAUGCCCACAGCAUGGGCGUGUUCCCUGCCGUGACGAACGUCGCCAUUCGAGCAGCUGGCGCAGCGAGUAAGACGAUGCAGGCAAAGCUCCAGACACUGCCGCAUGCAUUGCGGACCGCCGAGUCGCGACAGCGGCUCAAGCCGAUCCGCGCGCUGGUGCUCGAUGGCGGCUACGCGUCGAUAAAGGACGUGAACGAAGGCGUGCUGCGGGAAAUGCAGGACGAGGGCUUUGCUGUGCCCAAGACGGUCUUGCGAGUGGCGACGGCAGCGAUCCACAAGAGCGUCAAGAAGCGCACGGACGUCGACAUGGAACUGCUGCGGCCCGUGGACUUUGUCGAGCUCUGCUACGCGCCGGCGCUGUUUAUCACGGCCAGUGGGGAUCGCUACGUGUCGAGCGAACAGAGCGAAGAGCUCGCGCGCAAGUACGCGGGACCGUGCACGAUGCUGCGGGUAGAGGGCGCGCACUACGACCCACGGGACCCCUCUGUGUACACACAGGCGGUCGGGUUUCUCUACGAAGCUAUGCAUCCAAGGAUGACGUAG